AUGUCUGAAAUUAAUAAAAAUGACGAUCAAGAGAUAAUUGUAGAUGAAACAGAUUCUUCAUCAAACGCAUCUUCUAACAGCCAGUUCGAUACAGAGCAUGCUAGAAACAGUUAUGACGAUGAUUCAGAAAAUAUCAUUAGCAACUUAUCUUCAGAAAGAAAUAAACUUAAAAAUGGUGAAAGCUUAUCGUUUAGUAUCUCUCGCCUUCUCUCUAAGGCUUACGGAACCGAAAAUGAUACUUUAGAAAGAAGUAGUCCUGUUAACGAAAAAAUUAGUGACAAGCAAUUUAGUACAGAACAAAAAACUUAUUUUGAAAAUUCUCUUUGUACAUAUCCAUUAUAUUCGCCUAGUCAUACUGCUCUAAGAAUACCAACACAACGAACUGUUGCCCCAAUUGCAUGGAGUCUACCAAAUUUGCAUUCAGCGGCGUUAGCACACCAAGUUGUCAAAGAAAGACUCGCAGCAUUUCCCAUUACUAGAAGAAUCGGGCAUCCAUAUCAAAAUCGUACACCACCAAAACGAAAAAAGCCAAGGACGUCCUUCACUAGAGUACAAGUAGCUGAACUAGAAAAAAGAUUUCAUAAACAGAAAUAUUUAGCUUCAGCUGAAAGAGCAGCAUUAGCAAGGGGAUUAAAAAUGACUGAUGCACAAGUUAAAACAUGGUUUCAAAAUAGAAGAACCAAAUGGAGGAGACAGACUGCUGAAGAACGAGAAGCAGAACGGCAAGCAGCAAGUAGAUUAAUGCUAUCAUUACAAGCCGAAGCAUUGGGAAAAGGCUUUGGACAGACAGGAGUGAACCCAACGAAUAUUGCUUCUGGUCAGCCUUUGGCAGCAUUACAUGGUUUACAGCCUUGGGCAGACGCCCAUAGUAACUGCUGAGCUA
Culicoides brevitarsis is the source of this 883-nucleotide messenger RNA. It is a transcript of the gene C15, whose product is annotated as T-cell leukemia homeobox protein 3. Gene Ontology annotation, biological process: regulation of transcription by RNA polymerase II; animal organ development. Gene Ontology annotation, molecular function: DNA-binding transcription factor activity, RNA polymerase II-specific; RNA polymerase II cis-regulatory region sequence-specific DNA binding. The transcript is spliced from 4 exons. The record is from RefSeq and is a predicted model, not a curated record. NCBI's taxonomy places the organism in Eukaryota, Metazoa, Arthropoda, Insecta, Diptera, Ceratopogonidae. Gene Ontology annotation, cellular component: nucleus. Bases 1 to 879 code for a protein of 292 amino acids.